AUGGUGUGCGUGCCCGGAUCUCUGGGGGACUCCGGAUUUCACCGUGAGUGCGUAGAAGAUGCUCAAGUGAAGAAAGAACCAGGGGAAGUGGCGUCGUCGGAUAUCGGAUCGACGAAGACGCUGCUAAACAAAACGAGAUCUGCGGAUCGACAGAGUGCUCGGAGGACUUCUGUCGACGGAAUCGAGGGCGAUCUGGGGACAGAUCUAGAAGACAAACCUCAACAUCCUCCCCAGGUACCUUCGGGGACCCCGGUGGAUCUUGGUGCGAACCGAGAUUCACUAACAAAACAAACUAAGGCGGGAUCGGACCGAUACGCGUUCGCUGACUCGCCGAUCAGGCUCGAUCCGACUACCUGGACGCAAUCGCGGACAAGGCCCAGAUCGUGA
This is a messenger RNA of Phytophthora sojae, 387 nucleotides long. RefSeq lists its product as hypothetical. Lineage: Eukaryota; Oomycota; Peronosporomycetes; Peronosporales; Peronosporaceae. The transcript has a single exon. Bases 1 to 387 code for a protein of 128 amino acids. The record is from RefSeq and is a predicted model, not a curated record.